Emys orbicularis (European pond turtle) is the source of this 1458-nucleotide messenger RNA. RefSeq names its product junctional adhesion molecule 2 (gene JAM2). The record is from RefSeq and is a predicted model, not a curated record. Gene Ontology annotation, biological process: leukocyte cell-cell adhesion. NCBI's taxonomy places the organism in Eukaryota, Metazoa, Chordata, Testudines, Emydidae. Bases 465 to 1244 code for a protein of 259 amino acids. The transcript is spliced from 3 exons. Gene Ontology annotation, cellular component: protein complex involved in cell adhesion; cell surface; tight junction.
AUCUUGUUCCCUGCUGCUCUUCUUGUGGCUCUGCAAAUACCAGAGGUCUGUGCGUCCCAUGUUUGAAACGCACGUGACAGUAGGGCAGAGCUGUACAAACUCCAUGCUUCUGUCAGAGAUGACAAACAAGAAGUCCCAUGCAGGUGGUGUCCCACAAUGCUCAUCGGUGACCGCUCUGGAGAUCAUUCUCAACUCUGCUGCAUUGCAGCCAGGUACACAGGAAACUGCCCCUCCCCUGCUAAAGCCACAGGAAUUUUUGAUUUCCCAUUUCCUGUUUGAUCAGCAUUGGGAGUGUGCCAGCUUGAGCUAAGCUGAUCAUGGAGACUACAUGCCCCAAACGCACUCCAGCCUGGUCUGCACAGGAGAUGGUGGAUCUCAUCACUGUGUGGGGAAGAGCGUCUGUGCAGGCAGAGCUCUGAUACAGCAGAAGAAACACUGACAUCUAUGCAAAGAUUGCUUGUGGAAUGGGGGAGAAGGGCUACACGAGGGACACACAGCAGUUCCAUGUGAAAAUAAAAGAACUUUGCCAAAUGUAUCAGAAGGCAAGGGAGGCGAACAGUCGUUCUGGUGCUAAACCUCACACAUGCUGGCUCUACAACGAGCUGCAUGCAAUUCUCGGGGGUGACCCUACCAGCACCCCCACAAGCAACAUGGGCACCUCACAGGUGUGUGAGUCUAGGGAUAACAAGGAGGAUGAUAUGGUGGAUGAAGAAGAAAAAGAGGAGGAGAAUGGGAGACAGGUGAGCGAUGGAUCCAUUCUCCCCAUGAGCCAGGAAAUAUUUUUAACCCUGAAGCCCCAAGGGUCACAGGACAUCACGGUGGCUGACCAUGAUGCCGGGGAAGGCACCUCUGCUGGAAAUCUGUCCUUCGGCAUGCCAUCAACACCUGAAAGCAGACUUUCGCUGAUUAGAAGGAGGAGAAAGAGAAUGCGGGAGGACAUGUUCACCGAGAUAAUGAAUGCCUCCUGGACAGCUGACACAGAGCUGAGAGCAUUGAGGAUUUCACAGUCCAAGAAGUUAGACAUGGACAUGGAGAGCAGGAAAGCUUCCAAUGAGCAAGAGCGUGCGGCGCAGGAUGAGAUGCUUUGGAUUAUGAGGGACCAAGCAGACAUGUUGAGGCAUCUGGUUAAACUGCAGGAACAGAAGCAGGAGGGUAGAGUCCCUCUGCAGAUGCAGGUGGACAGCCAGCCAGCAUCGCCUGGUGCAGAAUCGCCCUCCUCCAAGCGUUCUCUGAGGUGUGGGUGAAAAGUCCAUUAUCCCUUUCACUUAAUUCAUGGGGGGAGGGUACAAGGAACAGAAGGCGCCCAUUCACAGACCUUUGAUGGUCUGGAAUGCGGUAUUAUGUUACACAGCUGAAAAUGUUUCCCCCAUUCCAACUUUACAACCCUUUUCCCCCUAGAUUACUUUUUUCUGUUCUCCCUCUUUUUACUUGUGUGUUAAAUAAAGUGAAUGGAUUUGA